GAAAGGCUUCACUGCAGCGACCUGCAAAGCCGGAAGAGGAAGAGUGAGGUUCGCGUGCAGGAGGCUGUCGCCUGCUGUCAGGUGCUUCUUGAACUCUUCAGUAAGACUCAACUGUUGUAUUUCGUGAUAUCCUGCUUUAACCCUUGGAAGAAAAUUUGCGAACAACCGAAAAUGACUUGAGCUGGAAAACUACUGCUUUAUCCAACAGGAGCAGCUUCGUGCCCUAUGUUAAUUGUCCCAUUUGGAUGCACCGUACACUAUGGUUCACGUCAAUGUGUUGAAAAAAAUUAUGUGUAUUCUUGUGGUGCUACUGGUUGCUCUGACAGUUUGUCUGUGGAGAGAGACAAGAAGAAAUUACUAUGUUUUCUUCAAGACCAAGAGUGAUGAUUUGCAGGUUCACAGGAGUUUUGGAAAAUGGAACAUAGUUAAAUCGCAGGGCUUUUUCCGUGAAGCAGCCAGUGAAAUGGGUCAGGAACCCAACACUUCGCCCAGUAACCAGAAUAAAGUAAAAGGCAGCAGCUCUGUGUCAGUGGAAAAGUCCAAGAAAGCAGCAGACUCUGUGAAGGUGUGGGAUAAGGACAGUUCAUCCAAGAAUCUCAUACCCAGGCUGCAGAAGGUCAGAAGGAACUAUUUGUCCAUGAACAAGUACAACGUGACUUACAGUGGGAAGAGGAACUCUGCUAAACUCAGCCCAGAGAAGCUGCUGUGCGAGCUGCGAGACAGGGUGAACAUGACGAUGAUACAGGGGUCAGAUGAUCCAUUUAAUACCUCUGCAUGGCAUCAGUACCUACCAAGGAAGAGCCUCGAUGAAGUGGUCGGCCGCCUGGGACGCUGUGCUGUUGUGUCCUCAGCAGGGUCUCUGAAAUCAUCUCAUUUGGGACCAGAAAUAGACAGCCAUGAUGCGGUCCUACGGUUUAAUGGGGCUCCUACCAGGGGAUUUAAAGAAGAUGUAGGGGAAAAGACGACAAUUCGCCUCGUUAACUCCCAGCUGGUAACUGUUGAGGAGCAGCAGUUCCUGACAGACGCGCUAUAUAACACUGGAGUCUUAAUUGUCUGGGAUCCGGCACCGUAUCAUGCAGAUAUUCAUGAGUGGUACAGAAAACCAGACUACACAUUCUUUGAAAACUACAAGCUGUAUCGGACUAGACAUCCUGAGCAGCCUUUUUAUAUCCUGAAUCCAAAAAUGCAGUGGCAACUCUGGGAUAUUCUGCAGGAGAAUUCCCUGGAGCACAUUCAGCCUAAUCCACCUUCUUCAGGAAUGCUUGGCAUUGUGAUCAUGAUGGCUCUCUGUGGCGAAGUGCAUGUGUAUGAAUUUCUCCCCUCCAAGCGGCAGACGGACAUUUGCCACUAUUACCAGAAGUUCCACGACCGUGCCUGUACCAUGGGGGCUUACCACCCCCUGUUGUUCGAGAAAAACUUGGUGAAGCACAUAAACCAAGGGACAGACGAGGACAUCUACACUUACGGGAAAGUGACUUUGCCCGGCUUCCGAAAUGUACAUUGUUAACGAAUCAGUCUGUGGUGUGUUUGGCCGUUUUUCUUGACAUUUCUCGACUGUCAAAGCACUUUUAAAAUCAGGGUUGUCAAAUUUGUUAGGUCUAAACGCUGCUGUGUUUUGACAGCUCUUCUGUAUUGCAGCAGCUGCUUUAGGACUCUGUUGCAUGCCGUCUUUGAACUUUAAGACCCUGUUGCGGUAUGUCCACUCGGUAUGUGCGAGCCGCUGCAAUAGGCUUGCUCCUCGUGGAGCCGGGCUCAUGCUGCAAACGGAUGUCAGCAUCUCGACCGAUGAGAGCGAACAGGAAACGCAGGAGAUGCUUUCUAAGCCGACGUCACCCAAGUUUGGAUCAAAUGCUGAUGCGAGUCAGGCUGCUUCAAAGGGACUAUGACAGCUGACAACCUGAUCCAUUUAAAAACAAGAAAAAAGUUUAAAAAGUUGAUCCCAUAGCCCUGAAGCCCUUUGGAGUAGGGCUGACUUAUGGAAACACUGUCAAGGCUGGGUACUGAUAAGCUAACCUCUUAGUCCAAAAUACUUGAUUUUAUGAACAGAACAGUCAUGGCAACUUUCUUUCAAAUUUUAAGAAUUCUGAAAUCAUGCUGGUAGCUUUAGCAAAUGAAGGGGAAGGCAUUCACCAUUCAGUGAUUCAUGCAAGGUAUUUUUAAACUUUUAACUUUUUUUAAUCAUUUAAAAUAAAUUUAUGUGAACAUUAACUUCUCCAGUACAGUGUUCUGCUUGGUACAGAAGAAGGCUCUUUUGUGAAACAUUCUGGGAAAGACGUUCCCCAAAUGGAACAUCUGUUUUGUGCCCCAAAGACACAAAUGGGAACCUAAAACAAGUUGCCUCCAUUGCAGCUGUACACAGCCUCUCCUGUGACGCUGUGGUGGAAGUGGCCCCUCCACAGGCUCUGUGCAAGUGUGAGGAGCACGCGCAUCCUCACCUGUCCUGCUCCAUACUGCUGCGUUCUGUGA
Messenger RNA from Rhea pennata, 2466 nucleotides. RefSeq names its product ST6 beta-galactoside alpha-2,6-sialyltransferase 1 (gene ST6GAL1). Gene Ontology annotation, biological process: sialylation. The coding region runs from base 260 to 1507 and encodes 415 amino acids. The record is from RefSeq and is a predicted model, not a curated record. Lineage: Eukaryota; Metazoa; Chordata; Aves; Rheiformes; Rheidae. The transcript is spliced from 7 exons. Gene Ontology annotation, cellular component: Golgi apparatus. Gene Ontology annotation, molecular function: beta-galactoside alpha-2,6-sialyltransferase activity.